Molecule: messenger RNA, 3396 nt
Organism: Nematostella vectensis (starlet sea anemone)
Lineage: Eukaryota; Metazoa; Cnidaria; Anthozoa; Actiniaria; Edwardsiidae
Product: protein asteroid homolog 1-like
Exons: 3
Coding region: 865-2469 (534 amino acids)
Molecular function (GO): nuclease activity
Source: RefSeq, a predicted model, not a curated record
UUGAAAUUUGUCAAAGAACCUGUGCUAUUAUUUGGCUUAAGAAUAGUUGCCAACACCUUGGUUGGAUGCAUAUCUUCAAGACCAUUUAUCCCGGGAUGGUUUAAGUGCUGAUGUGAUAAACUCUACUUCCAGGUAUCGUGAAUACUGGUCUGUGACCACUAGUACAUAUUCUUUGUUUGGAAAUGGUCCACAAAAGUCUGCCUCCACCGUUUCCCAUGGUCUUUCUGGUAAGCUUGUCAUUUUAGCUGGCUCGGUGUGAUGUGUGUUUGUUGAUACCUGGCAGCUGAAGCAUGUGCUAACGAUGUCCUCAAUCCGCUUGUUCAUUCUUGGGAACCAGUAUUUCCGCCUUAGUAGCUCCUUUGUCUUUGUGAUGCCUAAGUGUCCUUGCUUGUGGAAGAUUGUGAUUAUAUUGUCCCUCAUGGAUUCAGGUGGAAUUAUCUUGUCCAGUCUUAACACUACGUCGUCGCUUGUGUAGAUCUCUGUCGUAGAUCAUAGUACGGUGCUAGGUCAGGGUCGUUUUUGUCCCAUUGUCCCGUGUGAAGUGCUGUCUGUAACUUCUGCAGUACUCGGUCUUUUCUUGUUGCUGUCUGUAUGGUUUCCAUGACAACUGCGUGGUUGGUCUCUAUUAUUGCUUUGAUGUAGUGCUCGCUGUCCGAUUGCUUUUUGUCUGGAAUCGCAUGUCUUGAUAGAUAAUCCGUCAUAUUGGAUUUCCCUGCGAUGUAGAUUGCUGUGAAAUCGAGGUUUUGCAUUUUCAUCACAAUCCUCUCUAUACGUGGCGGUAACUUCGCUCUUGGAUUGUUCAACAGCGGUAGUAAUGGCUUGUGAUCUGUCGCCAGUUGGAAGUGUGGUGAUCCUAGGAGGUACAUGUUAAGGCUUGUGGUAGUAGAUUCUGCUGCAAGCGCCUCUAGAUUUGUGAAUAGCGUUUCUCUGUGUCAGCGUUCUGCUCACGAAGUGCACAGUGAGGCAGACCAAGAAAUCGCCUCUUUGGCUAAUUGCUACAAGUGCCCGGUAACAAGCAGCGACAAUGACUUUUUCAUCUUCGAUAUCCAAGCUGGAUUUAUUCCUUUCGACUAUCUCAUUUGGCGACAUUCACGCAAAGAACGAAUCGAGGCAACGAUUUACCACAGAGAAGCGUUUCUUAUGCAUCUCGGUUUGAAGCCAGACUUGCUUCCCCUAUUAGCCUCGAUUAUUGGAAGCGACUAUGUCAGCCCUUCCAUGCUUACGUCUAUCCAAAGCGAAAUCGAAAACAGCAUGCCACGUGGCCUGAAAAGGAUCGAGUACACUGCCCAGUUUCUUCGUAAGUUCAGUAGUGUCGAAGAGGCUACAAGAGCUGUUGUUAGUCUUGCAAGGGAAAAGGACAAAGAAGACUUGAAGAAAGCCCUGUACAUGUCGAUAGAUAGCUACCGCAUACCUCCACGAUCACCUCUUCUCGACUUUCUCACCGACAGCAACGCAUCAGCUGUUACAGGUAAUAAAAGUGUUGACGAUCCGUCUGAUGGUGCUUCCUCAUCAGUUGUGGGGGCUGGUGGUGGUUCCUCGUCAGUUGUGGGGGCUGGUGGUGCUUCCUCGUCAGUUGUGGGGGCUGGUGGUGGUUCCUCGUCAGUUGUGGGGGCUGGUGGUGGUUCCUCGUCAGUUGUGGGGGCUGGUGGUGCUUCCACGUCAGAUGUUGGGGCUAAUGGUAAUAAUAAUGCAAGUGUUUUACCGGUACCUACUUGGGUGCUGGAAAACCAUCGAAAUGGCUCAUUUCCUAGUUACUAUAUCUCAAACUUAAUGACCAACGUAGCACUACUACAGAUACAGGUCCAGAACAUACAACAGAAAUCAGCCAAUUAUUGUACGUUCACGCUACGUCAGGCCAUCUACGCGAUUGUCUUGGGACAAGGAGAGAAAAUCAACGAAUAUAUAAGGGACGGUGAAACCUAUAAAAUACAAGAACAUACAAUCAAAGCAAGAAAUGGUUUCGACCUUCCAUCUCUUAGCACUAUCCCUACGUUAUCACUGGAUCAGAGAAUGGAAAUCAUGAUGGAAUUAUUGGAGUCCAACACUUCUUUUAUGAGGUCAAUAGAAUAUGAGUUCUUGCUGUUUGCUGCCGCAACGCGCUUCUGGCUUCUCAAUGCUGACCCACCAAUUAGUAACGAUGAACUGAAUGCAAUUCUCUUCACUCAUUUGAGGCUUCGCCGCAUUGCCGAAGAUGGUAAAACCCGUUCUCCGCGUCGUGUCAAUGAAAUCCAGUUUAAUGUCGACAGGCUUCAUAGCUUUGCACAAUGGCAAGCCGUAAUGCACGAGGCAAUAAGCUUGGCCCAAGUCCUAGACUUGCUUCAUUUGGAGCCCGCGAUCCGCAGCUUGUUCAGUGGUAUAAUGGCCUUUGACAUGCUGCAGCCGAAAGGAGUACUCAGCGACGCCGAUCGUGAGGUUCAUCAAGAUCUGCGUAAAGCAAUAGUCGAAGGGAGCCACCUAAAUUAUCUGUGAUGGUUUCUUGCCAAAAGACUCGGUGCCUAAAAUGUUGGCGAGAAAAUCAAUAUUUCUAUGGACAAUGCCAUACCCCUUGUAGUUACAAAUGCAUCAGGACUUUGGACUCAUCGUGUUUCCUGCAUAUUAGGCGCGCGCCAAUGGGCAUGAUGGCAUUUUCACCAUGGAAGGCGUAGCUCCACCCUAACUUGAUGGUUGAAUCCAGUCAGUAUAUCUGCCCAUGGGUACGGCUAUAGAUAUUGCAGUUGCUUUUAAGAAUUAUGAAUAGACUGAACACUACAUAUCUUAGGGGAUUUUUAGCAUUAUUAAUAGACUGAACCAUAUCAUAUCUUAGGGGAUUUUUAGAAUUAUGAAUAGACUGAACACUACAUAUCUUAGGGGAUUUUUUAGCAUUAUGAAUAGAACGAACCAUAUCAUAUCUUAGGGGAUUUUUAGCAUUAUGAAUAGAAUGAACCAUAUCAUAUCUUAGGGGAUUUUUAGAAUUAUGAAUAGACUGAACACUACAUAUCUUUGGGGAUUUUUAGGAUUAUGAAUAGAAUGAACCAUAUCAUAUCUUAGGGGAUUUUUUAGCAUUAUGAAUAGAAUGAACCGUAUCAUAUCUUAGGGGAUUUUUAGCAUUAUGAAUAGACUGAACCAUAUAUAUCUUACAUAGGGGAUUUUUUCUAGCAUUAUGAAUAGACCAAAUCCCAUAAACUCUAUCUAGGGGAUGUUUAGCAUUAUUAAAUAUCCUGCAAGAGAAAAACAUUGUUUUAGGUAAUACCAAAAAGGCUUGUCAGUCGUUAUGUAUAACUAUAACAUUUAUAUCGAAUGAACCGUCCUUUAACUAGUAGAUAGUAUUGAUGUAAUUUAUAUCGAAUGAACCGUCCUUUAACUAGUAGAUAGUAUUGAUGUAAUUUAUAUCGAAUGAACCUUCCUUUACCUAGAUAA